UUUUUCCCGGUGCAAACUCAAUCAAUGCACGCGGUUUCGCCGGGGGGGGUGGUGGUAGAGAGAGAGAGAGGGGCCCCUUCACUGCACCAAGCGGCUUUGGACUCUGGAGAACCCUUCGGGAGUAAAUGCACCUUGCUGUCUUCUUUUGACUCUCUCGCCUCCAUGCCGGCCCUCUUCUCUCCCUUUCUUUGCCCCUUUUGGGUCAGCGGCCACCAAGCACACCCUCUUAUCGUGUAUAUAUAUGUAUGUAUGUGAGAAGCAACUUCUGCCUUGGAACCUUGUCUUUGCUUUCUUCCAAGAAGAAAGAAGAUAACAGGAAAAAGAGAGGACAACGGAAGAAUAGAACUCCCAUAUAUAUCUCUCUCGAGUCGUGUCUAGAUAUAGAGGAGAAAUUAGAAGAAAGAGCGUACAUGGGGAGACCUCCUUAUUGCGAUAAGGUUGGUGUAAAGAAAGGCCCUUGGACUCCAGAAGAGGACCUUGUCUUGGUCUCCUACAUCCAAAAGCAUGGACCUGGGAACUGGAAGGCCGUCCCCACUAAUACUGGGCUGAUGAGAUGCAGCAAGAGCUGUAGACUAAGAUGGACUAAUUACCUCAGGCCAGGGAUCAAGCGAGGCAAUUUCACAGAACAAGAGGAGAAGCUCAUAAUCCAUCUCCAAGCUCUUCUUGGCAAUAGAUGGUCUGCCAUAGCUUCUUAUCUCCCAGAGAGAACAGAUAAUGACAUCAAGAACUACUGGAACACCCAUCUGAGGAAGAAACUAAAGAAGCUCCAAGCUAGCAAUGAUAGCUCGAUGAGUCACGGGCUUUCGAGUGAUCAAUCUAUCUCCAAAGGCCAGUGGGAGAGGAGGCUCCAGACCGACAUCCAUAUGGCAAAGCAAGCUUUAAGAGAGGCAUUGUCUUUAGGCAAGACCAAUCGCCCAACUGAAUUAAUGAAGCCCUCAAACGGCAGCUACUCUUUUACAAAACCAAGCCAACCAGCAACAUCGUCAUCAACGACAACCUAUGCAUCAAGUACUGAGAAUAUAUCUCGACUGCUCAAAGGGUGGAUGAAGGAUCCACCCAAGCCACGAGCUGCUCAAGCCAAUUCAGAGUCUACACAACAUUCGAUCAACAAGGCGGUCGGAACUGAUUCAUCUUCGAGUGAGGAGGAAUCAGCCAGUGUGGCCAACAAUAAUGACCGCAUUACGGUGCCAAAUCUAUUUGAAUCGUUGCUCAACUUUGACUCCUCGACACAGGAGAUGUCUGAAACAAGCCUCUUCCAAUGUGAAAGCAAGCCAAGGUCAGAAGCCCAAGUCCCGCUUUCCUUGCUUGAGACCUGGCUCUUGGAUGAAGGUUUUGUUCAAGGAGAGGUAGAACUAAUCGACAUGCCACUCGGUGAAACUUCUGAGCUGAUCUAAAGCAAGUGCUUUUGGACUGGGUUUUGGUUACUUUUUGUGUAGGCCUAGGACUGAAUUUGAUUAGCAAGGCACCUCAGUGCAGAUGAAGUUUAAAUUCAAAAUGUCCACACAGACAAUGUUACAUGUGUUAAAUCGGUGGAGUUCGGCAAUAAUUUUUAUCUAUGGGGCCUUAAUUUUGUGAAAUCUUAGCUCUCCGUUGUAUGGGUUUCUGUAUCUUGGGUGAUGUCGCAUAGAUUAGAUUGUUAGGAAUAUUUUUCGAUCUUAUUCAGUUCUGAAUUGUAAUCAAGAGAUGUGUGGAAUGGAAGGAUUGCUGUGUCUAUAAAAUAUGACUGGUUAUUA
Molecule: messenger RNA, 1733 nt
Organism: Elaeis guineensis (African oil palm)
Lineage: Eukaryota; Viridiplantae; Streptophyta; Magnoliopsida; Arecales; Arecaceae
Product: myb-related protein 306
Biological process (GO): response to auxin
Source: RefSeq, a predicted model, not a curated record